Messenger RNA from Alosa sapidissima (American shad), 13702 nucleotides. Its product is annotated as SCO-spondin-like. NCBI's taxonomy places the organism in Eukaryota, Metazoa, Chordata, Actinopteri, Clupeiformes, Clupeidae. Bases 124 to 13671 code for a protein of 4515 amino acids. The record is from RefSeq and is a predicted model, not a curated record. The transcript is spliced from 89 exons. Gene Ontology annotation, molecular function: protein binding. Gene Ontology annotation, cellular component: extracellular matrix.
GGACAACACUGUCUACCUGACAGUGACCGCAGACCAUCUGGGCAACACCAGAGGAUUAUGUGGCGUCUACAACAACAACGCCAACGAUGACUUCACCCUGGCCAGUGGGGAGCGUGUCUGCGUAUGCGGCUAGCUUCGGGGAACUCAUGGCGGGUGUCUGAUAAACAAACAGAGGGUUGUAGUGAUGCAGCUGAGUUGGGUCACAGUUGUGACAUCGCUGGCAGUAUUGCUGUACGAGGGGAGGCUGAGUCGGCAUGCCACAGGCUUCUGGAGACGCCAUUCUCACAGUGUCACCAUCGAGUGGACCCAGCGGCAUAUGUGGACUCGUGCCUUUACCUGUACUGCAGUCUGCCCAGUGCUGAGAGGGAGGGGGCAGUGUGCCAGACCCUGGCCAGCUACGCCCGAGAGUGCGCCCAACAACACGUCAUCAUCAGCUGGCGCAGCCAUGGACUUUGUGGCCGAGUGUGUCCGCGGGGUCAGGUGUUUUCGGACUGCGUCUCCUCCUGUCCUGCCAGCUGUUCCUCCCCCCUGCCCCCCGCCUCCGGUCAGUGUCGCGAGGAGUGUGUGGGGGGGUGCGAGUGCCCCCCAGGACUCUUCCUGCAGGGGGGAGAGUGUCUAAAGAGGGACGACUGCUCCUGCUUCCACCGCCGACGCUCCUACAAGGCCGGGGACACCAUCCAGCAGCAGUGCAACACAUGUAUUUGUACAGCUGGCCAGUGGCGGUGCUCGGGGGAGAAGUGUGCAGCUCAGUGCGUUCUGAUUGGUGGACUGCAGGUCACGACCUUCGACAAGAAGAGAUAUACUCUUCAGGGGGGAGACUGUGGUUUCACUGCAGUGGAGGAUUUUGUGGACAGGAAGUUGGAGGUGACGGUGCGUGUUGGAGAGUGUGUGAGUGGAGGCGGCCAGGGCUGCCUGAGAGAGAUGUCCAUCACUGCACUCCGCACCACGGUCAUCGUCACGGAUACUGGUGCUGUGAGUGUUAACGGGCGGCUGGAGGGGUUGCCAGUGGUGACGGGGGACCUGGUGGUGAGGCGGGCUUCGUCCAUGUUCCUGCUGGUCCAGGCGUUCGGGGCUCAGCUGCUUUGGUACCUGGACGGAGCCCUUGCCCUCAUCACCCUGCAACCGGGCUUCGCUCAGAAGGUCCGAGGACUGUGUGGCACACUAACCUGGAGUCAGCACGAUGACUUCACCACGCCGGAUGGGGACGUAGAGAGCAGCGUGACGUCCUUCGCCAGCAAGUUCACCACGGCGACCUGUCCAGUGCCACAGGCCACCCCGCCUGACCCCUGUGCCACCUACACACAGCGCCGCCAGCAAGCUGAGAACGUCUGCGCCGUCAUACACAGCUCAGUCUUCCAGCCGUGCCACGAUGUGGUGGACAGGGAGCCUUACAUGCGCCUGUGUUUGAACGACAUGUGCAGCUGCGCCACCAACAAGCCGUGCCAGUGUACUGUCCUCACGGCCUACGCCCGCCACUGCGCUCAGGAGGGGGUGACCAUCAGCUGGAGGAACCACACCUUCUGCCCUGUGCAGUGUUCUGGAGGUCAGGUCCACCAGGAGUGUGGGCGCUCGUGUGGUUCCUCCUGCAGUGACCUGCGCCAAGGCUGGCCCUGCCAUGUCUCCGGCGGCUCCCCCAGCUGUGUGCCCGGCUGCCAGUGCCCACCAGGCCUGGUGCAGGACGACGAGGGCCAGUGCGUACCCGCCAGCAUGUGCCCGUGCCAGCGCGGAGAGCAGAUGUACCCACCUGGCAGCACCGUACAGAACAACUGCAACACAUGCAUCUGUCAGAGAGGUGGUUGGAACUGCACCAACUCUAAGUGUCCUGAGGUGUCCCGGUGCCCUGGCACUCUGGUCUACUCUCCGCGCUCCUGCCUUCGCACCUGUGCCAGUCUGGACGCCCCCCUGGCACCCUGCGCCGAGCCCAUCUACGGCUGCACCUGCCCAGAGGGAACCGUCCUGCUGGGUGAUCGUUGUGUUCCUCCUGACGAGUGUCCAUGUCAUCACAAUGGUAGAAUGUACUUCUCCAAUGACACCAUCACCAAAGACUGCAACACUUGUGUGUGUCUCGCGAGGCGCUGGCACUGUGGGCAGUCCCUGUGCGCUGGCACCUGCGUUGCCACGGGCGACCCACACUACGUGACGUUUGACGGGCGCUGCUUCUCAUUCCUGGGGGACUGCGAGUACGUACUGGCGCAGGAGAGCAGUGGCCAGUUCAGCGUCAUGGCCGAGAACGUGCCAUGCGGCAGCACCGGCGUCACCUGCACCAAGUCCGUCACUUUCACCGUCGGCAACACCGCUAUCCACAUGCUACGCGGUAAGGCGGUGACAGUGAACGGCAUGGCAGUGUCUCUCCCUAAGUCCUACUCUGGCAGUGGGCUGACGUUGGAGAGGGUGGGGAUGUUUGUCUCGCUCUCAUCACGCCUGGGGGUCACGCUGCUCUGGGAUGGAGGCAUGCGUGUGUAUGUCCGCUUGGCGCCCAGUCUUCGUGGCAAGGUCGGGGGGUUGUGUGGUAACUUCGACGGGGACACAGAGAACGACUUCACCACUCGCCAAGGCAUCGUGGAGUCGACGCCGGAGCUCUUCGGAAACUCCUGGAAGGUCAGCCCGUCCUGCCCAGAUGUGCGGGACCAGGACCUUAGAGACCCGUGCGCGAUCCAUCCUCAUCGGGUGACGUGGGCGAAGAAGCGAUGCGCUGUACUCACCCAGGAGCGCUUUGGCGCCUGCCAUGCAGAGGUGCCGUACCAGCAGUACUACGACUGGUGUGUCUUUGACGCCUGCGGGUGUGACUCGGGCGGGGACUGUGAGUGUUUGUGCACGGCCCUCGCUGCCUACGCUGAGGAGUGUAACCGCCGGGGAGUGUACGUCCGCUGGAGAUCACAGGAGCUCUGUCCGCUGCAGUGUGAGAACGGGCUGGAAUAUCAGCCGUGUGGCUCGGCCUGCUCCUCCACCUGUCCUGGAGUCUCCCCCAGCCCCAACUCCCACUGCGUAGCCCUCUCAUGUGUGGAAGGGUGCUUCUGUCCCGCCGGCACUGUCAGGCAUGGCUCCGGUUGCAUCACCCCCUCUGAGUGUCCGUGUCAGUGGGAGGACUCUGAGUUUCCUCCUGGUUCCACCCUCACACAGCACUGCCAGAAUUGCACCUGUGUUGGAGGGGGCUGGGAGUGUGUGGGGGCCCCCUGUCCGCGUCCCCCCCCAUGCCUGGAGUCAGAGUUCCAGUGUGCGGGGGGGCGCUGUGUCCCGUCCCUCUGGGUGUGUGACAACGAGGAUGACUGCGGCGACGGCUCCGAUGAGGUUUGCCCCAGCACCUGCCCCCCGGGUCAGUUCCGUUGCCCUGGCGGCCGCUGCCUGCCUCAGGCCCUGCGCUGCGACGGACAUCCCGACUGCGCCGACCAAUCAGACGAGGAGUUCUGCGCCCCGCCCACGCCCCGCCCCCUCUGUUCUCCGGGAGAGUUCCAGUGUGAGAGUGGGCGGUGCCUACCCAGCAGCAGAGUGUGUGACGGCCGGCUGGACUGUGGAUUCGCCGACGACUCAGAUGAGAAAGACUGUGGAGAGGUGUGUCGAGAUGGGGAGUUCCGCUGCUCCGGGGGGCGGUGUGUGUCCUACCUCCACCGCUGUGAUGGUCAUGAUGACUGUGGGGACUUUAGCGACGAGAGAGGGUGUGUGUGUCCCUACGGGGAGUUCCAGUGCCCUGGCGCGCAGUGUUUGGCACCCGAGAGAGUGUGUGACGGGCACAAGGACUGUCCCUCGGGCACGGAUGAAACCAUCUGCCCUGCCAAAGGUUGUGGGCGGCAUGAGUUCCGCUGCUCCAACGGGCAGUGUACCCCACUGGCGUGGCGAUGUGAUGGGGAGACGGACUGCCUGGACGGCAGCGAUGAGCAGCAGUGCCCUAAAAGGUGCCCGCCGGGUCAGUACCCGUGCCAGAGCGGUGACCAGUGCAUCCUCUACCAGCAGCUGUGUGACGGGGAGGAGCACUGCAGAGACGGCUCGGAUGAGAGCGUGGGCACGUGUGGUUCGGUGCGGAUCCCUCCCUGUGUGGGCAGCUUCUCCUGUGAUAACCACACGUGUGUGAACGCGUCGCGUGUGUGUGACGGGACGCCCGACUGCCCUCACGGUGAAGACGAGCUGCUCUGUGAAAAGACUCCUCCAACUGCUGUUCCGCCCGGAGACAAGAACAACACACGCACCUGUCCUGAGUUCACCUGUCGCGAUGGAGGCUGUGUUCCCUUCAAAGCGGUGUGUAAUGGGGUCCCAGACUGCCCUGAUGUGCCUCGACCUGGGGGCCCCUCAGACGAGCAGCACUGCAGGACCUGGAGCACCUGGGGGCCCUGGAGUCCCUGUAGUCGCUCAUGUGGAGCCGGCUCCAUGAUUCGCCACAGACACUGCCCCCUGGGGGACGCUCUGGGGUAUUGCAGGGGAGAGGACAUGGAGAGGCAGCAGUGCUUCAAGGCCUCCUGCCCAGUGGAUGGAUACUGGCAGCCGUGGGUGUCGUGGUCCAACUGCAGUAAGGUGUGUGGUGGGGUGGAGGUGCGGCAGAGGGAGUGUGUGCCCCCUCAGAACGGUGGACGCCACUGCAGUCAGCUUCCAGGAGAGACGGCCCUCACCACCGAAAUCAAGCCCUGUCCUCCUGACGGCUGCAGCAGUAAUGUGUCGUGCCCGGCGGGUCUGGUGUGGCACAACUGCAGCUCUUGCCCCCUGAGCUGCGCCCAUGUGUCUCGGGGAGCCACCUGCCAACACCACACCAGGUGCUUCACAGGCUGCUGGUGUCCGGAUGGCCUGGUGAUGAACCAUGAGCAGAAGUGUGUAUCGGCGGACGAGUGUGUGUGUGAGGUGUCGGGGUUGCGCUACUGGCCGGGCCAGCAGGUGAAGCUGGGGUGUGAGAUCUGCACCUGUGUGAGAGGAAAGCCACAGAACUGCCAGCCCAACCCAGAGUGCUCAGUGCACUGUGGCUGGUCGCCCUGGUCCCCAUGGGGAGAGUGUUUGGGGCCGUGUGGGGUUCAGAGUGUGCAGUGGUCCUUCCGCAGCCCCAACAACCCCAGUACCAAUGGCAACGGGAGGCAGUGCCGUGGAAUUUACCGGAAGGCACGGCGUUGUCAGACAGACCCGUGUGAUGAGUGUAAGUUCCGGGGCCACUCUCAUGGUGUCGGGGACCGCUGGAAGAAUGGCACAUGCCAGGUGUGCCAGUGUCUGUCCAACGCCACCGUCCAGUGUGUCAACUACUGCCCAUAUGCCAUCAUCGGAUGCCCACAGGGACACACAUUGGUCGCAGGUGAAGCAGACAGGUGUUGCUACUGUGAGCGCAAAGGUGGGAAUACAGGGACGACUCCAGCCACUAUUCCAAUCAGUGUUGAGCCCUCCACUACACCAGGGGGAGGGGGCGAUAUACCCACGGUGCCAACCUACCCGCUUCCUCCUGGAGACGACUGCUGGGCUCCUCUGGGCGUCCAGUCCCUUCCCUCCACCAGCUUCACUUCCUCAUCCCACCAGCGGGGGCACCCUCCCUGGGCAGGGCGUCUCCAUGGCUAUGACUCCCACAGCGACCUGCAGGGUUGGAGUCCAGAGCCGCAUCAGUACCAUGACCUGCCACCGGGGGCGCCAGGGAGCUACAGUGGCGGCGGGAGGCAGCCGCCAUACCUGCAGAUAGACCUUCUGAAGCCCUACAACAUCACAGGCCUCCUAACCCAGGGAGGUGGGAUGUUUGGCACCUUUGUGUCCAGUUUCUACCUGCAGUUCAGCUUUGAUGGAAUCCAGUGGUUCACCUACAAAGAGCUGAUCACUGACGCCCGCCCCAAAGCCAAGGUUUUCCUGGGUAACCGUGACGACCGAGGGGUUGCUCAGACGCGAUUGGACAGGAUGGUGUUGGCACGGUUUGUGCGUGUGCUGCCCCACGACUUCCAGAAUGGCAUCUACCUGCGAGUGGAACUGAUGGGCUGUGAGUCAGGAUACAGUUGGCUGUCCACCCCUGUUCCCUCUCUGUCUCCCGUCACUCCUAGGCCGUGCCGAGACAGGGAGUUCCGCUGUGAGAAUGGCCGCUGUGUUCCAGCUGGACCUUCCGGUGUCGUUUGCAACGGAGUCAACGAUUGUGGGGACGGCUCGGAUGAGCGCCACUGCGGUACCCAGUCCUCCACCACCCUUCGACCCCAUGGGUGUGCCACAGGUCAGUUCUCCUGUCCGCCACCAGGGGGCUGUAUUGAUGCAGCACAGCGCUGUGACGGGGUGCCUCAGUGUGCUGACGGGGCAGACGAGAAGGGCUGCGUCCCCUCCAAACCCGUCACACCCAACCCUGCACCCCUCAGGACACCUGGGGUGGCCGCAGUUACUACGGUCACAACGACACUCUCCCCGACAACAACUCAAGGAGGACCUGGACACAGGGUGUGUGCCUCCUCUAUGGGCAUGGAAGAUGGCCGAAUCUACUACGGUCAGCUGACCUCGUCUAGCAACCGCGAAAACAACCCAGCUGACGGUGGACGUCUAAAUAUCAUCCCCAAUGUACCUGUCAUGGAACCGGGGUGGAGUCCGUUGCCGAGCGACCCUAAUCCCUACUUCCAGGUGGACUUCCUGGAGCCUACCUGGGUGUCAGGUGUGGUGAUGCAGGGCAGCGAGCGCAUGUGGGGCUACCUGACCAAGUAUCGCCUGGCGUUCGCGCUGGUGGAGAACCAUUUCACUGACUACACAGACACCGGAAGGAGAGGUGACCCGCCUAAGGUGUUUGAGGUGCGGAUGGUGGGUAGGAGCCCUGUCACACGCUGGCUGAACAGACUGAUAAGGGUGCGCUACCUGCGUAUCAUACCUGUGGAAUACCGACACACCUUCUACCUGCGCGUGGAGAUCUUAGGCUGCAGAGAAGAUGAGCUGGUGACCCCCAGCAGUGUGACCACUGGGGCCCCGGGAGUGAGGUGUGUGAGCGGCACGUUCGCCUGUUCCAGCGGAGAGUGUGUCCCCAUCACCGCGCUAUGUGACGGCCGUCCAGACUGCCUGGACCACUCUGACGAGCUGGGCUGUGGCACAGGUUCCCCUGGCCUUCGGAACCAGACCGUCUCAGCAGGAGGUCCAGGGGUGCCGACGACCCGACUGGUGCCUGUGGUCACAGGGGAGCCGGGCGUCCUCAGUGUCUCCACCCCCAGUCCGGUAGUGACCACUCCAUCGCACUACCCAGGGCUCCGCACGCCUACAACAGCCCCGUCUGGACAGCCAGGACUGAAGACCACUCCAGGACGCGUGGCGACCACAACGCCCCAUGAUGGUGCUUUACCCAGAGUGCUUUGUGUGGAGGGCCAGUUUUCGUGCAGAGUGUUUGGUUGCGUUGAUGCUGCACUGGUGUGUGACGGACGAGAGGACUGUGUAGACGGCUCGGACGAGGACUACUGUGGUACACCAACACCCAUCCCGACACCAGUCACACCUGUGCCACCAGGCCCCUCCCCCUGCUCCGACAAGCAGUUCACCUGUUCCAGCGGAGAGUGUGUGCACCUGGCCAAGAGGUGCGAUCUGCACAAGGACUGUGCAGACGGCUCCGACGAGGCCGACUGUGUGGACUGUGUCCUGUCACCGUGGACGGCGUGGAGCGGCUGCAGUGUGUCGUGCGGUCUAGGCUCACUCUUCCGCCAGAGGGACGUGCUGAGGGACGCCAGGCCCGGGGGGGCAUGUGGGGGGGCCCAGUUCGACAGCAGAGCCUGCUUCCUACAGGCCUGUGCAGUGGACGGGGCGUGGUCCGAGUGGACCUCCUGGUCUCCGUGUGAUGUCUCCUGCGGUGGGGGGCUGAUGGUCAGGAACCGCUCCUGCUCCAACCCCCCUCACAAAAACGGGGGGCAUGACUGUGAGGGGAUGACUCUCCAAACUCAGACCUGCAACACGCAGCCCUGCGGCUCGUCCACUCAGAAAGGAUGUCGCUGUCCUCCUGACCGCUACAUGCAAGAUGGCGGCUGUGUGAACGCCAGCCGGUGCAGGUGUUUAUGGGAUGGCUCGGUCCUCCAGCCAGGAGACAGGGUCACUAAGGACAACUGCAGCACAUGUGUAUGUCAAGAUGGCCGUUUUGUCUGUGACCACUCCAAAUGUCUGAAGAGCUGUGAUUGGUCAGCUUGGUCGUCAUGGACACCGUGUGAUAGCACCUGUGGUACUGGUUUACGGCAGCGUUACAGGUCUCCAGUGAGCCGCCCAGGUGGGGGCGCCGGUCAGCCAUGUUCUGGAGAUUCCACUGAGGUGCGACAGUGCUACACACCCUGUCCCCCAGAUGAGAAGGGGGCACCGUGGAGUGAGUGGACAUCCUGGUCAGAGUGCAGUAAGACCUGCUUCCUGCAUGUGGAUGACGUGGGGCUGAGGAGGCGCUUCAGGAGCUGCAACCAAACAGACAGUGCCCCCUGCCUGGGGGAGGCUGAAGAGCAGGAACCAUGCAACACCAAAUACUGCCCAGUGAGUGGCGGUUGGUCAGCGUGGUCUCCCUGGUCCCAGUGCUCAUCGGAGUGUGACUCAGGGGUACAGACGCGCACGCGCCUCUGCAGUUCCCCCUCCCCACAGUAUGGGGGCAGCACCUGUCCCGGGCCACACAUUCAGACGCGGGACUGCAACUCCCAGCCCUGUUCAGGCACCUGUCCCGAGGGCAUGGCUUACCUGACAGUGGAACAGUGCCAGGCUCAGGGUGGCGCGUGUCCGCGUGUGUGUCUGGACAUGACGGCUGCAGUGGAGUGUGCCACCGAGUGCUAUGACGGUUGCUACUGCGCCCUGGGCUUCUACCUGUACAACAGCACCUGUAUGCCUCUCACCCAGUGCCCCUGCUACCACCAGGGGACAGUAUUCACACGCGGAGCCACAGUGCCUCUAGACGCCUGCAACAACUGUACUUGUCACAAUGGUGAGAUGGAGUGUGGAACAGCGCCAUGCCCUGUGGACUGUGGCUGGAGUGUCUGGACCCAGUGGAGCGCGUGCAGUAGGACAUGUGAUGUGGGCAUCCGGAGGCGCUUCCGCUCGGCGACCAAUCCCCCGGUGGCGUUUGGUGGCCAGCCAUGUCUGGGGGACAGAGUGGAGCUGGACACCUGCAGUGUCAAACCCUGCCACGGAAUGAAGCAGCCAUGGUCUGUGUGGUCUGAGUGUUCUGUUCCAUGCGGCGGUGGGUACCGGAACAGAACCAGGGGUCCGUUUAGAACCCAUGGAACCGCCCAACAGUUCAGUGCCUGUAACCUCCAUCCCUGUGGAAACAGUAGGGUGUGUCCUGAGGGCCAGGAGUGGGCAGAGUGUGUGAGGGAGGUGGUCACCUGUGCUGAGAUUGGACAGGACGAGUCAGACAGAAACACCACCUGCAAGGCAGGCUGCCAGUGCCCGCUGGGAUAUGCUUUACAGGGUGGAAAGUGUGUCCCUCUCUCUGGGUGCCUGUGUGAUGUGGAGGGGGAGCAGUAUCAUCCAGGGGUCACGGUGGCUAAGGACUGCAACAACUGCACAUGUGAAUCAGGGAAGCUGGUGAAUUGCACAGAUCACGACUGUAGUGUGGACGGUCACUGGUCAGACUGGAGUGGCUGGAGUCCGUGUUCCGUUAGCUGCGGUCCAGGUCUGCGUUCUCGCUACCGGUUCUGUUCCAGCCCAGAGAGAACCGGUCGUGGCCUACCCUGCCUGGGUCCACAGCGGCAGGACCAAGUGUGUGUGUCAGCUCCGUGUGACCGUGAUGGAGGCUGGAGUGUGUGGACCUCCUGGACAGACUGUACCAAGUCUUGUGGCGGGGGGGUUAAGAGUCGCAGGCGAGACUGUGACCACCCCCCUCCUCAGGGCCGUGGGGACUACUGUGAAGGCCGGGCCUCAGAGAUCAUCAGCUGUAACACAGACCACUGCCCAGUGGCUCCGUGCUCCGAGGUACCUGGUACGGCCUUCAGCAGCUGUGGCCCCUCAUGUCCACGCUCCUGUGAUGACAUGGCUUUCUGUGAGUGGCGCUGUGAGGCUGGUUGUUACUGCACUGGCGGCCGUGUUCUCAGUAGUAACGGCUCAGAGUGUGUGGCGAGAGAACACUGCCCCUGCCUGGACCUCAGCACUGGACUCCGACUCAACCCUGGCGAGUCCAGCCUUGCCUCAGAUGGAUGCAACAACUGUACAUGUGAUGGAGGCAAAGUCACCUGCACGAAUAACCCAUGCCCAGUCGAUGGCGGUUGGUGUGAGUGGUCAAACUGGACCCCUUGCUCGAAGACGUGCGGGGCGGAGUUUGUGUCGCGCUACCGCAGCUGUGGAUGUCCUGAGCGCCAGGCGGGGGGCUCUCCCUGCCACGGAGCCCAGGAACAGCACGGGGGCCUGGGGGUGCAGAUCGAGAGGAAGGCCUGCCCCUCCAUUCGCUUCUGCCCAGUUCAUGGGUCGUGGGGCUCGUGGGGUGUGUGGUCGGAGUGUGAUGCAUGUGGCGGGGUGUCGGUCAGGAGGAGGGAGUGUAACAGCCCCCCCGCACGCUUCGGGGGUCUGCCCUGCCACGGCCCCAGCCAGCAGAGCCACCGCUGCCAUGACAACGCCACCAUCUGCUCCGACUGUGGAGGUGGUCAGGAACACUGGCCAUGUGGGAAGCCCUGCCCUCGUUCAUGCUCUGAUCUCCAUGGCGACACAGAAUGCAUCGACAGCCCAGACUGCAGCCCGAACUGUGGUUGCCCAGGCGACCAGGUUCUGCAGGACGGGUUGUGUGUGGGUCGUGAACUCUGCCGUUGCAAGUUCCACAACAGAACCACAGAUGGGCUGGACUCUGGAAACGCCUCCUGGGUGUGGCCGGGCCAAUCAGAUUGGCAGUAUGCAAAUUCAGGAGACUUCAUUAUCAGUGACUGCAACAACUGCUCCUGUGAUGCUGGAGUUCUUCAGUGUCAAUCAGUUCCAGGUUGUCAUGUCGAUGGGGCGUGGAGCCAAUGGGGUGGCUGGUCCGAGUGUUCCGUCCCUUGUGGAGGCGGAGUCAAUCUGCGCUGGAGGCAGUGUGAUAACCCCUCCCCCCAGGGUGGCGGGAGAGAGUGUGUUGGGGCCAAAGAGCAGCAGAAGGAGUGUAACACUCACCAGUGCACAGAAUCGGGCCCGUGGUAUGACUGGUCGUCCUGGUCUCAGUGCACGGUGAGCUGUGGGGGAGGGGAGCAAUACCGCACCCGCUCCUGCCGAACACCCCCCUGCCCUGGCCCCAAACGCCAGAGCAAGACCUGCAACACUCAGGUGUGCCUGGAGGUGGGGUGUCCUCCGGGUCGGCUGUACCGUGAGUGUGAGCGAGGAGAGAGCUGCCCCUUCAGCUGUGCCCAGGUCAGCGGGCGCGAGGGCUGUUUCUCAGAGGGGUGCGAGGAGGGGUGCCACUGCCCCCCCAACACCUACCAACACCGCGGAAGCUGUGUGCAGGAAUGUCCAUGUCUGGUGGACAGGGAACUGCUGACCUCACUACAGAAUGUGUCAGUUACCCCGGAGAUGACCCCUGACCUUCAGAACCUUACUGAGGGUGCAGAGCUCAUGUCUGGAGAAGCUCUGCUGUAUGAGUGCAGUAACUGCUCCUGUGAGCACGGCGUGUGGAACUGCUCGUUGGUGCCGUGUCCCCGGGACGGAGGCCUGUCCCCCUGGAGCACCUGGUCACCCUGCUCGCUCACCUGCGGCGGUCUAGGGCACAAGGCCCGCCAGCGCAGCUGCUCCAACCCCGCACCUGCACACGGCGGCCUCGAAUGCCACGGGGCGCUGGAGGAGACUACCUACUGUCAGGCCCCAGACUGCCCUGUGGUGACCAUACCCACGGUGGAACCUCACCUGCCUGAUGAGGAUGCUGGGUUCUCUAAGUGGUCUUCCUGGACUCCGUGUUCUAAGACCUGCACGGAUGCCCGGACACCGGUCCUGAAGUUCCGCCACAGGGAGUGUCUGACGGCACCGUGUUCUGGAGAGAGCCGUCAGCAGAAGGCCUGUAACCUGCCCCAGUGCCCAGGUGUGGAGGUGUGUGUGGGUGAGAAGUGUGAGGGGCGGAACUGCACCUGGACGGAGUGGGGCGAUUGGGGGUCGUGUUCGCGCUCCUGUGGGGUGGGGCAACAACAGCGACUCCGCACCUUCCUGCCCCCUGGGGCAAAUGGCACCUGGUGUGCGGACAUCCUCGGGGGCAACACAGAGAACCGUUUCUGCAACAUCCGCGCCUGCCGCGUGGAUGGGGGCUGGUCUCGCUGGAGCCCGUGGUCUCGCUGUGAUAAGCGCUGUGGGGGGGGUCGGUCCAUGAGGACGCGCUCCUGCUCAAGUCCUCCGCCCAAAAACGGCGGACGCAAGUGUGAGGGCGAGAAGAACCAGGUGAAGCCCUGCAACACCAAACCCUGCGACGAGCGCGGCUGCCCGCCAGGACAGGAGUUUGUGGCCUGUGCCAACGAGUGCCCGCAGCGCUGCUCAGAUCUGCAGCAGGGCAUCCAGUGCCAGGGCAACACCGAGUGCCAGCCGGGAUGCCGCUGCCCACGAGGUCAGCUGCAGCAGGACGGUGUGUGUGUAAAGCUGUGGCAGUGUGACUGCGUGGACUCCCUGGGCCAGAGCUGGGCGGCGGGCAGCACCCACCAGGUGGACUGCAACAACUGCAGCUGCGCAGACGGCCUGCUCUCCUGCACCAACCACAGCUGCAGCGCCGAGCCCAGCUGCUCCUGGAGCUCCUGGUCACACUGGGCCUCCUGCAGCGCCACCUGCGGGCCGGGAGGACAGAGGACACGCUUCAGAUCCUUUGUUCCUGAAACGCCCGACGCUGACUGCCAGUUUGAGGAAGUGCAACACAAGCCAUGUGACCCGGGACCCUGCCCUCCCCUCUGUCCCCAUGGCGACCGAGAGCUGUCAGUGGGUGACACAUGGUUACAGGGGGAGUGUAAACAAUGCACCUGCACCCCAGAGGGAGAUUACUGCCAAGACAUCGACUGCAGGGUGGACGGAGACUGGACCCCAUGGUCCGUGUGGUCAGACUGUCCCGUCACGUGUGGCAGUGGCACACAGGUCCGCAGCCGAGCGUGCAUCAACCCCCCGCCCCGGAAUAACGGCUCGGACUGCUCCGGUCCAGAGAAGGAGGCCCAGGAGUGCCAAGCCAAACCCUGCCUCGAUGACCUUUGCCCCUGGUCGCCGUGGUCUCCGUGCUCCCGCAGCUGCGGGGCUGGCGUGGUGUCUCGUCGGCGGAGGUGUGUGUGUGAGGAGGAGGGGGAGAAUGCCUGCCCCCCCGACAUCGAGACACAUCGUGACUCUCAGGAGACGCAGCUGUGCUACUCCAGGCCGUGUACAGAAUGUCCGAUGUCGGAGUGGAGCGAGUGGUCGGCCUGCUCCUGCGUGUCCCAGUGGCAGCGGCGCCACCGUGCACCACUCUCAGCAGCCAGCAGGGGGCAGCAGUGCUCAGAGCUCGAGACGGACAGCAGGGUCUGCCAACCUGAACACUGCCAGGACUGUGAGGAGCCGUUCCAGUUCCAGGAGUGUGGCUACCCGUGCCAGAAGCACUGUGUCCUGCAGGCAGCGAGCGAAGCCUGUGUUGGGGAGCAGACCUGCACUCCCGGCUGCUACUGCCCCCAGGGCUUGCUGCAACAGAAUGGGACGUGUGUCCAGCCAGAGCAGUGUGGCUGUGUGCACCUCGUCCACCAGGGAACCGAGAAACCCAUCACCAUUACCCUCCCACAGGGGGCGCUAGUCAAUGUGGGCUGCAGCACCUGUUUGUGCCAUGACGGGGUGCUGCAGUGUGACACUCGGGAGUGUGAGGGACGUUGAAACGGCCUUCCGACAGUAUGCCAGAUGUCCU